This is a messenger RNA of Schistocerca nitens (vagrant locust), 735 nucleotides long. RefSeq names its product cytochrome P450 6A1-like. The record is from RefSeq and is a predicted model, not a curated record. Bases 1 to 735 code for a protein of 244 amino acids. The transcript has a single exon. Gene Ontology annotation, molecular function: iron ion binding; monooxygenase activity; heme binding. Lineage: Eukaryota; Metazoa; Arthropoda; Insecta; Orthoptera; Acrididae.
AUGAGGAAAAACAUUGGCGAGGAUCUGCGGGACGUCUAUUUUGAAGCAGAAGGCAAAGAUGUCGUCGGUAUUUACUCAUUACACAACCCUAUUCUCGUUGUGCGGGAUCCAGAGCUGAUCAAAACGAUCUUUGUGAAAGAUUUUAACUAUUUUCCCGAUCGGGGUGUUUAUGUGGACGAGAAGACAGACCCACUGUCAGCACACCUCUUCUUCCAAUCAGGAGCCAAGUGGAAGUCAUCGCGCCAGAAGCUGUCCCCCACGUUCACGUCUGGAAAAAUGCGCGCCAUGUUCGGCAUAGUGCGCGACUGUGCACGCACUCUGGUUGACGUCACACCUGUGGGCAGCGUUGUGGAAGUCCGUGAGAUGCUUGCCCGCUACUCCACUGACGCCAUCGCUUCCUGCGCCUUCGGCAUCGAUGUAGACAGCCAGCACAACCCCAACGCUGAGUUCCGACAGUGGGGACGGCGCUUCUUCGAGCCUUCGUUGCGUACCUUCCUGUCUUUGGGUGUGGCACUCGCUAAUCCCAAACUGCGCACCCUGUUACCUAUACCCCUCGUUCAAAAGGACAUCGCAGAGUACUUCACACAGAUCGUCAAGGACACAGUCAGACACCGAGAGGGAACAGGAGUCAUUAGGAAGGACUUCAUACAGUUGAUGGUUCAGUUGAAGAACAACGGACACAUCGAUGACAGCUUUUCAGUCUCUGGGCAUAAGAAUUCUCAACGUAAGUCUUGA